This is a messenger RNA of Fonsecaea erecta, 1347 nucleotides long. RefSeq names its product tubulin beta chain. Bases 1 to 1347 code for a protein of 448 amino acids. Gene Ontology annotation, biological process: mitotic cell cycle; microtubule cytoskeleton organization. Gene Ontology annotation, cellular component: cytoplasm; microtubule. The transcript has 8 exons. The record is from RefSeq and is a predicted model, not a curated record. Lineage: Eukaryota; Fungi; Ascomycota; Eurotiomycetes; Chaetothyriales; Herpotrichiellaceae. Gene Ontology annotation, molecular function: GTP binding; GTPase activity; structural constituent of cytoskeleton.
AUGCGUGAAAUUGUUCACUUGCAGACCGGCCAAUGUGGCAACCAAAUUGGUGCUGCCUUCUGGCAGAUCAUCUCCGGCGAGCACGGCCUUGAUGGCUCUGGAGUUUACAAUGGCACAUCAGACCUCCAACUUGAACGUAUGAACGUCUACUUCAAUGAGGCUUCUGGAAACAAAUAUGUUCCUCGUGCCGUCCUCGUUGAUCUCGAACCCGGUACUAUGGACGCUGUUCGGGCUGGUCCUUUUGGCCAACUCUUCCGUCCUGAUAACUUUGUGUUUGGCCAGAGUGGUGCUGGGAACAACUGGGCCAAGGGUCACUACACUGAGGGUGCCGAACUUGUGGAUCAAGUUCUCGAUGUCGUCCGACGUGAAGCCGAGAGCUGUGACUGCCUCCAGGGAUUUCAGAUCACCCACUCCCUCGGUGGUGGUACCGGUGCCGGUAUGGGCACAUUGUUGAUCUCCAAGAUUCGAGAAGAGUUCCCCGACCGAAUGAUGGCCACGUUCUCUGUCGUCCCAUCCCCCAAAGUUUCCGAUACCGUGGUCGAGCCAUACAACGCUACACUGUCUGUCCAUCAAUUGGUUGAGAACUCUGAUGAGACGUUCUGCAUUGACAACGAGGCUCUCUACGACAUUUGCAUGCGAACCCUCAAGCUGUCCAACCCCUCUUAUGGCGACUUGAACCAUCUGGUCUCGGCAGUCAUGUCCGGUGUCACCACUUGCCUGCGAUUCCCCGGUCAACUCAACUCUGACCUAAGAAAAUUGGCCGUCAACAUGGUCCCCUUCCCCCGACUUCACUUCUUCAUGGUCGGCUUUGCUCCUCUCACCAGCCGCAACGCCUACUCCUUCCGCGCUGUCAGUGUUCCCGAAUUGACACAGCAGAUGUUCGAUCCCAAGAACAUGAUGGCUGCUUCCGACUUCCGAAAUGGCCGAUAUCUGACUUGCUCUGCCAUCUUCCGUGGCAAGGUCAGCAUGAAGGAGGUCGAGGACCAGAUGCGUAACGUCCAAAACAAGAACAGCAGCUAUUUUGUCGAAUGGAUCCCCAACAACGUGCAAACCGCUCUUUGCUCGAUCCCGCCGCGUGGCCUCAAGAUGUCAUCCACCUUUGUUGGCAACUCGACCUCUAUCCAAGAACUCUUCAAGCGUGUCGGUGACCAGUUCACUGCCAUGUUCCGACGCAAGGCUUUCUUGCAUUGGUACACUGGUGAAGGUAUGGAUGAGAUGGAGUUCACCGAGGCUGAGUCCAAUAUGAAUGAUCUCGUCUCGGAGUAUCAACAAUACCAGGAUGCUAGUAUCUCUGAGGGUGAAGAAGAGUACGGUGAGGAGGAAGCGCCUUUGGAGGAGGAGGCUUAG